UAUUGAUUGCAUUGUCCCUUAUAUGCAUGGGCUAUCGACACUCUUAACUCUUGGCUACAAGACAAUCAAGCAUGGCGCACCCAUCGUCUUGAGAGUAGUGAAAGGAUUAAACAGCGUACACUGGCCUGUUGCAAAGGGAAUACUAUUUAAGAAACCGGGUCGUGGGUCCCAACAUUUCGGCCUGUAUUUGAUGCACAUUUCUCAUAUGGUUCACGGACCUUCUCUUGAGCGACCGAAGGAUUCGCUGGAUCUUGCAACCGAAAAUGAUCCGCCAUGCAAGCCCAUAACUUCUCAGUCAUUAAUGCGAUAGAUACGACCUUUGACCUGCUUGACGAAAUCAUUCCGGUGACAAAGGACAGUUUUGCUAGCAAAAUGAUACGAACAUAUUUUUAUCAUGCAAAAUACAACAACGGCACAUUAUGAUGUUCUCAGUUGUUGCGGUUAUUGUUCAACGGAGGAAAUGAAAAGGGGAUAGGAUCCUCCGAGAUGAUGCAUGCAACGAAAAAACAGCGGUUGUCAUAUGAAAAUAUUGAUAAUUAAAGGUUCUUUGCCUUUGACAUCGUGGAUAUUGUCACUCGAAUAACACUCUGGGCUCCUUAAAUUGAUG
Messenger RNA from Zychaea mexicana, 607 nucleotides. RefSeq lists its product as uncharacterized. Lineage: Eukaryota; Fungi; Mucoromycota; Mucoromycetes; Mucorales; Lichtheimiaceae. Bases 23 to 310 code for a protein of 95 amino acids. The transcript is spliced from 2 exons. The record is from RefSeq and is a predicted model, not a curated record.